AUUAGCGGCAUGCGGAUGCGUCCAUCUUCCCGACAGUAUAUUGUGCCGUAUGGAAGCCAAGUCACAAGCCUUGCGCAACAUCAUGCCGCCGUCCACGCUCGCUCGCUCGACGCGACGCAGGACCAGAUACAAGACCAUCGCAAUCAAGUUUGGUUGCUAUGCGUCUGCCGUCAUCCGGCGUCCAUGAUGCAAGCCUUCUCUGUCUUCUCCUGUUUUUGUUGUUGUUGCCGCCGCUGUACUAUAUUUACCCCAAAGCGGCGCCCGUCUUCCAUUCCGCAAGGCCAAACAAAAAUCAAAGGAAGCUGCUGCGCUUUCCUCACGGCAGCACAUAUCCCACCUGUUUUCCCUUACUUUGUUCCCUUCGCGAUAGCCAUGGGUACCACAUCUACACCCUUAGUCCAGCGUCCAGAGGGUAAUGGCUAUGUCACACCUGCCAGCGUUGUUCUGGAAUCCGAGACAGACGCGGUGAAAGAUACAGCCAUCACCACGAUCGCGCAGCUAGUGAUGCGUCUAGACGAGCAGGACCAGGCCCUUGAGAUGGUGUCGAAGCGGCUCGACAAAGUCGAAGAGCGAGAGAAUAGCUCUAACAACAAACGGCAAAGGCCGUCACCCGAGAGCUCAUCCAAUCGAUCGAAACGUCAGGCCUUGCCCGUGGAUGGACUUGUGCCUGCGAAGAAGGGGUCACUGUAUACGCCUCCAGUUGCAAAACUGCUCUCUAUUCCGAAAGGAAAACGCAUGGAACAGCUAAAGUGGACGCCCAGUGCAUUCUCCUAUCCGGAUGCGCAUGGCUGGAUCUACUGCGCCUACCCACCCAACCUGAUCCGCGUUCAAGAUCUUGAGCGCAAGACAGUAUCCGACUACGUCAUGGCGAUGGCCAAAUACGUCGGUGAACCCCAGUCACACCGGGCUGGCGAAGUGCGUAGAGUCGACUGGCGAAUCGUUAAAGAGGAGCUGAGUUACAUGCGGCCCGAGGUCUCGAAGAGGGCUCGGCUGGUUAAGAGAGACGGAGGAGGUGGAAUGCCACCACGGACGGACAAGGAGACAAUGGUGGAGAUCAUCGAUGAUGUGAGCGAGCAGAACGUUGCGCUGGCACUUGGGAUCGACUAUUCAAAAGGAACCUAAACCGUUGGAAGAGCAAGAAGGCAUUCUACUUCUAUGACAUGAGUAUCAAGGUAGCGGAGGAGGCACUGGAGAGGAGUAGAGGGUGGUAUUGCUACGCUUUGUAAUGUAUUCUUAGUGCCAGAGUUCAGAUUCCAAUAAAUGAU
Molecule: messenger RNA, 1265 nt
Organism: Pseudovirgaria hyperparasitica
Lineage: Eukaryota; Fungi; Ascomycota; Dothideomycetes; Acrospermales; Acrospermaceae
Exons: 2
Coding region: 373-1122 (249 amino acids)
Source: RefSeq, a predicted model, not a curated record